AUGCCGCCCGCCAAGGCCGGCGGCAAGGAGGCGUUGGUGCUGCAGUGCGAGUGGGAGGUGUGCACCUACGUGGCCUCGAAGAUGGAGGAGUUUUGCGAGCAUGUGUCCCAGCACCUGCAGCGGCACGUUCCCGGGGAACACCGGGAAGAGAUGGACCCUCUCGAGGAAUACACGUGUUUGUGGCAGUAAUGCGGUUUCUGUUCCCCAGAGAGCUCAGCUGACCUCAUUCGCCACGUCUAUUUCCACUGCUACCACACCAAGCUGAAGCAGUGGGGUCUGCGGGCCCUGCAGAGCCAGUCAGAUGUGAGCCAUUGCCAGCUGGACUUCCAGAGCCGCAAUAUUAUCCCUGAGAUCCAGGAGAACUUUCUGUGUCUGUGGGAGUACUGUGAGAGAUCAUUUGAUAAUCCCGAGUGGUUCUAUCGGCAUGUGGAGGAUCACAGUUUCUGUUCGGAGUACAAGGCAGCAGGGAAGGAGAACCACGUGGUCCUCUGUGGCUGGAAAGACUGUGAUUGCACCUUCAAGGGGCGCUGCAAACUGCGGGAGCACUUGCGCAGCCACACGCAGGAGAAGGUGGUGGCCUGCCCUACCUGCGGGGGGAUGUUCGCCAACAACACCAAGUUCUUUGACCAUAUCCGCCGUCAGACUGCGUUGGACCAGCAGAGGUUUCAGUGUUCUCACUGCUCCAAGAGGUUUGCCACAGAGAGGCUGCUCCGUGACCAUAUGAGGAACCACGUGAACCAUUACAAGUGCCCUCUGUGUGACAUGACCUGCCCGCUGCCCUCCUCCCUGCGCAAUCACAUUCGUUUUCGGCACAGUGAGGACCGGCCAUUCAAGUGUGACUACUGUGACUACAGCUGCAAGAAUCUCAUUGACUUGAGGAAACAUCUGGACACGCACAGCAAAGAGCCAGCCUAUCGCUGCGAGUUUGAGGCUUGCAGCUUCACUGCACGUUCCCUCUGCUCCAUCAAACUGCACUAUCGGAAAGUCCAUGAGGGUGACUCGGAGCCCCGGUACAAGUGCCAUGUCUGUGACAAGUGCUUCACACGUGGAAACAACCUCACUGUCCACCUCAGGAAGAAACACCAGUUCAAAUGGCCCUCGGGGCAUCCUCGCUUCAGGUACAAGGAACAUGAAGACGGCUACAUGAGGCUGCAGCUGGUGCGUUACGAGAGCGUGGAGCUGACAGAGCAGCUGCUGAAGGAUAGAGAGAAGCGGGGGGAGGCACUGGAUGGCUCAACUGAGUGUGUGGUGCUGUCUGAGGGUGAGGGCAACCUGCAGGGCAUCAUUCUGGAGGCCCCGGCAGAGGCUCCCCUGGUGGAGAACAGUAUCGCUGAGCUGCAAGUGGCCCCGCUGCGCCCAGCCCCUUGCUCUGCUGACAGCCCUGAGCCAGCACGGCCGAGUGCCUUCCCAGGAGCAGCGCUGUCGUCAGGGCAAGAACCCAGCACCCCGGCCAACCCCAUCAUCCGUGUGGUGAACCGCACCAAUGAACAUGGGGAGAAUGAGACUGUGUAUUAUGUCAUGGCCAACACAUCCUCGGAGGAGCAGGUGGCAGCGCCUGGCGGGCUGGCUAUGGAGCUGGAGGAGAAUGUCAUGGACCGUCUGCAGAAGACAGCUGAGGAGCUGGGCAUCCAGAUCGUGUGAGGUGCUCACCUGCCUCUACAUGAGGAAGACUUGGGCCUCCAUGGGCUGUGCCGGUGGGGGAGGUUGGGAAGUGCUUGGGGGAGAGG
Molecule: messenger RNA, 1727 nt
Organism: Nipponia nippon (crested ibis)
Lineage: Eukaryota; Metazoa; Chordata; Aves; Pelecaniformes; Threskiornithidae
Gene: HINFP
Product: histone H4 transcription factor
Biological process (GO): regulation of transcription by RNA polymerase II; anatomical structure development
Molecular function (GO): RNA polymerase II cis-regulatory region sequence-specific DNA binding; DNA-binding transcription factor activity, RNA polymerase II-specific
Source: RefSeq, a predicted model, not a curated record